This is a messenger RNA of Carlito syrichta (Philippine tarsier), 3042 nucleotides long. It is a transcript of the gene SNX6, whose product is annotated as sorting nexin 6. The transcript has 13 exons. NCBI's taxonomy places the organism in Eukaryota, Metazoa, Chordata, Mammalia, Primates, Tarsiidae. The record is from RefSeq and is a predicted model, not a curated record. Gene Ontology annotation, molecular function: phosphatidylinositol binding; dynactin binding. Bases 417 to 1301 code for a protein of 294 amino acids. Gene Ontology annotation, cellular component: endosome.
CUUAAAGCAAUAAAUGUAGAUCUUCAAAAUGACGCUGCUCUGCAGGUGGACAUAUCUGAUGCUCUUAGUGAGAGGGAUAAAGUAAAAUUCACUGUACACACAAAGAGUUCAUUGCCAAAUUUCAAACAAAGUGAGUUUUCUGUUGUUCGACAGCAUGAGGAAUUUAUCUGGCUUCAUGAUUCCUUUGUUGAAAAUGAAGACUAUGCAGGUUACAUUAUCCCACCAGCACCACCAAGACCUGACUUUGAUGCUUCAAGGGAAAAACUACAGAAACUUGGCGAAGGAGAAGGGUCGAUGACAAAGGAAGAAUUCACGAAGAUGAAACAAGAACUAGAAGCGGGUUGGAUAACAGAGAACCUUGGGUUUAUUCUACUGCUACCUCCAUCCUCUGCAUCCUUCUUUUUUGUCUUCACUGAAUGACUACCCUCACAGAGAUCAAACUUCUCCCAACAUUGGUCCUGCUGGUUUGCUGUGAAUAUUUGGCAAUAUUCAAGAAGACAGUUGCAAUGCAUGAAGUGUUCCUGUGUCGUGUGGCAGCACAUCCUAUUUUGAGAAAAGAUUUAAAUUUCCAUGUCUUCUUGGAAUAUAAUCAAGAUUUGAGUGUGCGAGGAAAAAAUAAAAAAGAGAAACUGGAAGAUUUCUUUAAAAACAUGGUUAAAUCAGCAGAUGGAGUAAUUGUUUCAGGAGUAAAGGAUGUAGAUGAUUUCUUUGAACAUGAGCGAACAUUCCUUUUAGAAUAUCAUAACCGGGUUAAAGAUGCAUCUGCUAAAUCUGAUAGGAUGACAAGAUCACAUAAAAGUGCUGCAGAUGAUUACAAUAGAAUUGGUUCUUCAUUAUAUGCUUUAGGAACUCAGGAUUCUACAGAUAUAUGCAAGUUUUUCCUCAAAGUUUCAGAACUGUUUGAUAAAACAAGAAAAAUAGAAGCACGAGUGUCUGCUGAUGAGGACCUCAAACUUUCUGACCUUUUAAAAUAUUACUUAAGAGAAUCUCAAGCUGCUAAGGAUCUCCUGUAUCGAAGGUCUAGGUCACUAGUGGAUUAUGAAAAUGCUAAUAAAGCAUUGGAUAAAGCAAGAGCAAAAAAUAAAGACGUUCUACAGGCUGAAACCUCCCAACAAUUAUGUUGUCAGAAAUUUGAAAAAAUAUCUGAAUCUGCAAAACAAGAACUUAUAGAUUUUAAGACAAGAAGAGUGGCUGCAUUCAGAAAAAAUUUAGUGGAACUGGCAGAGUUAGAACUGAAGCAUGCAAAGGGUAACCUACAGUUGCUGCAGAACUGUCUGGCAGUGUUAAAUGGAGACACAUAAAGCCACAGUCCACCUUCCUGUUCAAAAGGGCUGCCUUCCUUCGGGUUUUUGUUUGUUUGGUUGGUUUUUUUUGUUUUCUUACUGAUGUCAGGCAUUUAUGCUCUCUGGAAACAAACAGAAAACAGCUGACAAAGCGCACCUACUCUUCUUUUUCUGAGAAACGAUGCAGCACUGCCAUGCCUAGGUGCUGCCCCGCCGUGUGGUGUGACACCGCACUGUGUUCCCCGAGACACUUGUCCAUCCUCGUGCGCUCAUCCUACUCAGAAGUCCAAAGUUCAUUCUUUUUAAAAGUAUCCUCUAUAACUGUGUUUAUUUUACAAAUAGUAUUCCUUAUGGAUGCCAAUCUUAUUUACCCCCUAAAGAAUUUCUGAAGUUUAAGCCUCUCAGAAUGCAUCGUUUAAACAAGAUAAAGAUUGCCUUUAUUGAAUUUCUUUUUUCAUUUUGUUUUUAAAAAGCAUCGUAUACCGCCUUAGUUCAUGUAUGUAUCCCGGUAAAGCAUCUUAAACAGACUUAUUUUUAAUUAAUAAGCGUUUCUUAGAAGUUUUGGGACAGACUUUAUGUAAUCUUCAUAAGUAUGAUUUCUGAAGAAAAGCAAAUGCAUUAGUAUGUUUGCCUUAAACUUGUAGACUAAACCAAUUAUUGUAAAAUAAACAGCGGUAACAGUGAUAGUUUUUAACUCUGUGGUCAUUGCAUCACUCUAAAAUUAGGAGUAGCUAAUAAAUCUACUCCUGUAUUAUGCUUUACAGUGCAGGUCUUAGUUUUUCUCUUUUCUCAUUUCUUUUACAGCGGCAUAUUGAACAAAGUUCGCCAAUCCUUUUAUAAAAGAAUGAACCGCUCCUCUGUGCGUACUUCAUAGAAAGUGCAGUUGGGCAGAGGCAGGUUAGCGACAGCUGUCUGUGAAACACAGGAGCAGAGUACAGCCUGUUAUGGUUUCCUGGAUUCCGUCCCCAGCUCAGCCAGUUAACCAUGAGACAUACGCCACUGAGCCACUCAGUAGUCACGCCAGUGUAUCGACUGGUCUGUGGAGGGAAAGAGGCCUGCUAGAAGGAACAGCACUUGUCUGUGGGGGAAAAAAUAUAGACUAUUUGAGAUAAAAGUCGUUGUACAGAUAGGAUACUGAUUGCCAAUAGUUAGAGAACAGAUAUUAUCGGCCUUUCUCAUGUGAAUGAAAAUUUCUGUCAUCCCUAGCUUAAGGUUAGAUCGAGUGGUUAGAUUUCUCUACUGCCUUUCCUCACGUUUCUCUGACUUGGAGACCAUAGGCAUUUGGGCUGGUCACCUCUUGGAUGGGUUUCUCAUUUGUUUACAUUUUUCCAAACUGUUCUGAAUGCCUGGACUUGGGCUUGUCGCCAGUCAUGAUGAUUCCAGCCUUUCUCAGCAUGUUCUGUUGCCUCCCUUGUGUUGGGCGAUGUUUUGUCUCUUUAACUGACAUGCUCCCCGAUGCUGUUUGAGUUGUUGAUUUUUCUGUCGUUGGCUGAGAGAUCAAUGUGUUUUGUCCUUCAUGUAACCUUCGCUGGUAAAAAUAAGCCUGUGUGAUGUCCACCGGUGGGUGAGUGAACGCAGGACCAAUUUGGCUUCUGGAUUCAGGUCCGGCCCCUUCACCUGCUGCCCUGUGGCCUCAGGCCACACAGGUUUGGACACGUUUGCUGGACUUCUGCCUCAGUUCUCUACUAUAAAGGACAUGAUGACCUACCUCACAGGGGUGUUGUGAGGAUUAAUAAAUGUUGGUACUGUGCUUUGGAAA